Molecule: messenger RNA, 1926 nt
Organism: Peromyscus leucopus (white-footed mouse)
Lineage: Eukaryota; Metazoa; Chordata; Mammalia; Rodentia; Cricetidae
Product: insulin-like growth factor II
Exons: 4
Coding region: 536-1081 (181 amino acids)
Cellular component (GO): extracellular region
Molecular function (GO): growth factor activity; hormone activity
Source: RefSeq, a predicted model, not a curated record
UCCCCUCCUGCCCCCUCCCCGCUCCUCCUCGCCUCAGACUCCCUCCCCCCUCACGUCCGCCCUCUGCCUUCGCCUACCCAAGUGGAUUAAUUAUAAGCUUUCUGUUUCUCUCAGUGCUGUCCUCUCCCGCUGUGAGCCUACCCGCCUCUCGCUGUCCUUUCUUCCUCUUUCCCUCUCUGUGGUCCCCCCCGUUUCACGUUCACUCUGUCUCUCUCACUAUCUCUGCCCCCCACUAUCCUUGAUACAACAGCUGACCUCAUUUCCCGAUACCUUUUCCCCCCCAAAGUACAAUAUCUGGCCCGCCCCAGCCCUAAGACAGCCCAUCCUCCCUAAAGAAGCAGAAGAGACGUCGUCCUCCCCCCCCCCACCAAAAAAGCCAUCUCCCCGUUCUGGCCCGUCGCACAUUCGGCCCCCGCGACUCGGUCGGAGCGGCGCUGGCAGAGGAGUGCCCGGCAGAGGGGCCUUCGCCCGCUCUUCGGUUUGCAAACACGCAGCAGGGAGAUUGGGUGGUAACUUCGCCGGCUUCCAGAUACCAAUGGGGACCCCAGUGGGGAAGUCGAUGUUGGUGCUUCUGGUCUCCUUGGCCUUCGCCUGGUGCUGCAUUGCUGCUUACCGCCCCAGCGAGACCCUGUGCGGUGGGGAGCUUGUUGACACGCUUCAGUUUGUCUGUUCGGACCGCGGCUUUUACUUCAGCAGGCCUUCAAGUCGUGCCAACCACCGUCGCAGCCGUGGCAUCGUGGAAGAAUGUUGCUUCCGCCGCUGUGACCUGGCCCUCCUGGAGACAUACUGUGCCACCCCCGCUAAGUCUGAGAGGGACGUGUCAAAUUCUCUGGCCGUGCUUCCGGACGACUUCCCCAGAUACCCCGUGGGCAAGUUUUUCCAAUAUGACACCUGGAGACAGUCUUUCCAACGACUGCGCAGAGGCCUGCCUGCCCUCCUGCGUGCCCGCCGGGGUCGCAUGCUCGCCAGAGAGCUCGAAGCGUUCAGAGAGGCCAAGCGUCACCGUCCCCUGAUCGCCUUACCACCCAUCGAUCCCGCCCACGGGGGAGCCUCUUCGGAGAUGUCCAGCAGUCAUCAGUGAACCAAAUUGUUUGGUAAUUCUGCAAUGUAAUACCAUCACUCUGUGGCCUCCUCUUGAGCAGGGACAGUUCCAUCAUGUCCCACACUAAGAUCUCUCUGCUCCACUUCCUUCCCUAGGCUUCCCCCCCCUCCCCCCAUGCCCCGCCUCCCCACAUCAGGCUACUUUGCCCCACACCAUCGGGCAAGCAAAACCAAAUCAAUUGGCUCUAAACAACUAAACCAAAUUGAUUGGCUCUAAAGAACCCAAAAAGUUGACACCCCCAAACUAUUCUAAAAAAAAUCUUUAAACAAAUUGCCCCUUUAAAACAAAUUGGCUUUUUAGAAACACCAGAACCAUUAAUUUAAAAAUUAAAUAACAAAAGAAAUCAAUUGGCUAAAAACAAACUAAAAAUUAGCUUAAAAACAAUUGGCAAAAUAAAAUAAUUCGGCCCCCCCCUCCUCUUCUUCCCAUUUGGAUCUUUAGUCAAAUUGGCUUAGACUUGGAUCUCAGAACCCAAGAAGAAAGGAAGGGGACCCGAAACUCUUCAGGUGGCAUGUCAUGCUUCAGUGCCCUCUCCUUGUCACCACUCAGAUAGGGUGCUUUAGCUUAAGCUGGCUGAGAACAACAAAGGCCACCCAAACUCUUUCUUCACUGGCCAUUCCAUCACAAAUGUCAUCAUGUCACCACAGGGCUGGGUGAGAGAACCCAAGGAAAGGAACAGAGUAUGAAAACUGGAAACAUAACUUAAUUGGCACAAGCCCCCAAGUUCCAAAAAUCUUACUUAUCUGUACUACCUAAAAAGCACUUUUAUACUCAUCCCUGCAGACACACAGACAUGCACGCAUGCACGCACACACACUCACACA